AUGGAGAUAACCAUUACCAGUGGGAUUCUAGAGGGUGCAGCCGAGCAGGUGGCCACCGAUAAUCCAACAGACUACGCCUUUGAAAAGAGUUCUCUGAAGAAGCAACUCCUUGAAACGACAUAUUCUUCCUUUGUGCUACAGGCUGUGGUGGGGAGAAACUUGAAUUCCUUCGGACAAAGAAUGAUCUGUUCAACUUCCAAUCUCACAGAUGAAAGUUAUGAUCCAGCGGUUCUUCAGUCUGAGGAGUCAAUCUUUGAAAAGGUCAAGGUCAUGGAGGAGAGGCAAAAGAAAGAGGAUGUCAAAAAACAGGGGCUGUCCCAGGAAAUGGGGAAACUGAUGAAUCAAGUUCAGGGUAGACGUAGCGACUAUGAAAACCUUGACGGGUAUGGCAUUGAGGCUCUAGGGGAGACACUGUACUCAGUGAUGUACUCUGACGACAAAAUUGAUCUGGAAACAGCAAACACUGGAUCAGAUGUAGCAGAUGAAGGGGCGCUCAAGCUGUUGAACUUGUCCAGUGCAACCUUCUUUCCUAUAGGAGACAAGCUCGAUGAGGUUGUAGCUG
Molecule: messenger RNA, 562 nt
Organism: Aplysia californica (California sea hare)
Lineage: Eukaryota; Metazoa; Mollusca; Gastropoda; Aplysiida; Aplysiidae
Source: RefSeq, a predicted model, not a curated record